This is a messenger RNA of Drosophila yakuba, 1826 nucleotides long. Its product is annotated as CDK5RAP1-like protein. NCBI's taxonomy places the organism in Eukaryota, Metazoa, Arthropoda, Insecta, Diptera, Drosophilidae. Gene Ontology annotation, cellular component: cytosol; mitochondrion. The transcript has a single exon. The record is from RefSeq and is a predicted model, not a curated record. Bases 58 to 1809 code for a protein of 583 amino acids. Gene Ontology annotation, molecular function: tRNA-2-methylthio-N(6)-dimethylallyladenosine(37) synthase activity; 4 iron, 4 sulfur cluster binding. Gene Ontology annotation, biological process: negative regulation of cyclin-dependent protein serine/threonine kinase activity; tRNA modification.
CAUAACUAAAAUACCAGUUCUUUGAACAGAAACAUAAAAAUUACAUAAAUAACUGCCAUGAAGAGGAGCUGCCGGUCAUUUGUUCGCCAAGUGCGGCAUGCAUCCACCACUGCCGCGAAAGGAGGUACCACAUCGGCGUCCUCCAGGGCAGCGGGUGAAGUAAAACCAGAGCCUGCAGCACGUGCCACAUUUUUGGAGAGGAUUCAACGCGGACCGGGCUUCCAAGACUUUUUUGCGGUCAAGCCCGCGUCCAGGCUGAAAACUGACGAAGAGGAGCCUGUGGACACCAGUGUUCCGUACCUGAACUCGAUUGACUUCAAUGGAAAUGGCAGGAAAGUGCACUUUGAGGUCUACGGAUGCCAGAUGAACACGAAUGACACGGAGGUGGUGUUCAGUAUCCUGCAGGAAAACGGCUAUUUGAGAUGCCAGGAGCCCGAAGAGGCGGAUGUCAUCAUGCUCGUCACGUGCGCGGUGCGCGAUGGAGCGGAGCAGAGGAUCUGGAAUCGAUUGAAGCACCUGCGCGCCAUGAAGAGCAAGCGCAGUACGCGGAGGCAUCCUCUCCAGCUGACUCUGCUGGGUUGCAUGGCGGAGCGACUGAAGGAGAAGCUGCUGGAGCAGGAGCAAUGUGUGGAUGUGAUCGCCGGACCCGAUAGCUACAAGGAUUUGCCGCGACUGCUGGCCAUCUCGCGGCAUUAUGGCAACUCAGCAAUCAAUGUGCUCCUCUCGCUGGACGAAACCUAUGCGGAUGUGAUGCCAGUACGAUUGAACUCCGAGUCCCCCACAGCUUUUGUGUCCAUCAUGCGCGGAUGUGACAACAUGUGUACCUAUUGUAUAGUGCCCUUUACACGCGGACGCGAGCGCUCCCGUCCACUGGAAUCCAUUGUGGCUGAGGUCAAGGCUUUGGCGGAACAGGGCGUGAAGGAGGUCACGCUGCUGGGUCAGAAUGUCAACUCGUACAGAGACAGAAGUGGCUUGGAGGCACAGGAGUCCCUGAAAGCCACCCCAGUGCCCGGCUUUAGUACUGUUUACAAGCCCAAAACAGGCGGCACUCCCUUUGCCGCGUUGCUCCGAUCCGUGGCUCAAGCUGUUCCAGAGAUGCGCAUCCGUUUCACCUCGCCGCAUCCGAAGGAUUUCUCCGACGAAGUUCUGGAGGUCAUCAGAGAUCACCCGAAUGUGUGCAAGCAACUCCACCUGCCAGCACAAUCGGGCAACACGCAAGUUCUGGAAAGGAUGCGACGUGGUUACAGCAGAGAAGCUUAUCUGGAACUUGUGGAGCACAUCAGACAGUUUCUGCCCAAUGUUGGGCUCUCUAGCGACUUUAUUUGCGGCUUUUGCGGCGAAACGGAAGCGGAGUUCCAGGACACAGUAUCUCUCAUCCAGCAAGUGAAGUACAAUGUGGCCUACUUGUUCGCCUACAGCAUGCGGGAAAAGACCACUGCCCAUCGGCGCUACAAAGAUAAUGUGCCCUUGAACGUGAAGAAUAAGCGACUGCAGCGCAUGGUGCAGGUUUUCCGAGAGGGAGCUACACAGCUGCACCGUAAAAUGGAAGGUCAGGAGCAGCUCAUCCUUGUGGAAGGAAAAAGCAAGAGGUCCGAUGCUCAUUGGUUUGGUCGGAAUGAUGCCAAUAUCAAGGUCAUAGUUCCUUCUAUAGAUGUAGCCAUAUCUAGAGAUCCCACAGCCAAACGAUCCUUUGGCGUGGGCGACUUUUUGGCCGUCCGCAUUGAGGAAUCCAACUCCCAGGUGCUGAAGGGCACACCCCUCGAGCUGAGCAGCAUUACCGACUUUCACAGCAGACAGUUAUUACAAUAAAAUGAACUUUAAUCGUA